This is a messenger RNA of Styela clava, 1129 nucleotides long. Its product is annotated as transmembrane protein 192-like. Gene Ontology annotation, cellular component: late endosome; lysosomal membrane. The record is from RefSeq and is a predicted model, not a curated record. Lineage: Eukaryota; Metazoa; Chordata; Ascidiacea; Stolidobranchia; Styelidae.
UAAAGAGCAGUUAAAAAAAGUGAAUCAGGUUUGUUUUUUCUUCUUCAUUGUUCGGACUUCCUUGAUUUGCUUCUUUACAAAUGAUUCAAAGAUUGGAUGUGUGCGCUGAGGUUGCAAGCUGAAACUUAAUAUCUUCUUCUUAAAAAGGUUACAUUAUGAGUCAGCCAUCGACAUCAGAUACUUCACAUCUUCUUACUGUUGGGGAUUUUGGUCAUGGUGUUGACAGUACUUUGGUCCAAGAUCAAAACAGUUCAUUCAAGCCUCUCCGAACUGUAUUUUUGGUCAUUUUUCAAAUAUUUUUAAAUGCUGUCUUAUUGACAGAAUCUAUUUUCUAUCUUGACUUCACCAAAUAUUGCAAAAAUCAAACGAAUACUGUAAAUAACUUUACAAGUGAGGAUUUCAUAGGCAAUGUGCAAAGUGUAUUUCAGAGGGAUUGCAAUUCUAUUGUUAUAUUUUCUAUUAUUCUUGUUUGGAUAUUUACAUGGUUCUUGCAACUUGGAUUCAAGUCAUUUCAUCGUCAACAUCGUAGCUCAGGAUAUUUAAAGCUUCAUUCACAAAUAAAUCACAUCACAGAUAUUCCCAUGACUGUUAUGACAAUAGGAAAUGCCAUUCUUCUAAUUGUGGUCACAUUAAAGAUGGAUCAGCUUGUUUUCACCAAUGGAAAGAUAUUUUCAAAACCUAUUUUUUCUUUCGUUCUUCAAAUUAUUGCUGGAUUGGAGUUUGUUAUCAUAUUUAUUUCUCUUAUCAUAUAUGCAGUUAAAGUGGUCAAGUUCAACAAAUCUCGAGCAAUGCCAGAUGUAUUCAAUGAAAAUUAUGUUUCUUCCAUGCCUACCAUAUUCAAUGCAAGGAGAGCGGUGACAGUGGGACCGGGCGUCAGGGAUCAGGACAAGGAAAUCACAAUGUUGCAGUCUGUAUGUGAACAACAGGCAAAUCUUAUUGAAUAUCUUAGGCAUAGAUGUAACGUAUUAUCUGGGAGACUACACCAAGUCACCGCUUCCAAUGUCCAUGUAUAAGCAUUUAUGCUCCGAGGACGAUUAGGGCUUAUAUCCACGUCAUUGCCAUAAUAUAAUCUUUGUCUCUUCACCAUGUUAUCAAAGAAAGUAUGUCGAAUAAAUUUUUUUCCAUUUCA